UUGUACUAAUCGUGUGUGUACAGUAGGUACCUACCACUCAACGUAUAUAUCACGCCUAACACACUUAUAUUAAUAUUUAAAUACCAUAACGCGAAGCGAAAUCCAYAACGGGUUUAAAACGAAUUUUUCGGAACGUCUCGUCGUCUGAAUUAUGUUUCGAAUUUUAGCAUUUCUACUCAUUUUGUGUGUGUCGAGUCUGCAUGGUCUACUGCAGAUCAUUAACGGCGAAAUAUGUACGACCACUUACACGGUGGGCUACGGGUAUUCGAAUUGGAACAACGCCACUGAAAUUCCGUCGGCGGAUGGCUCAGUGAUGUUCAAGUUUUACGUGCAAGCGGCAAGUGACGCGCACAUCAUGUUGGCCAGAGAACCGUCGUCGUUCGGGUACGAAAUCGUUCUCGGAGGCGGGUCGAACAGUUUUUGCGAUAUACGCAAAUUCAACAGGUAUGAUGUGAAUUYAUAA
Messenger RNA from Diuraphis noxia (Russian wheat aphid), 463 nucleotides. Its product is annotated as neuronal acetylcholine receptor subunit beta-4-like. The record is from RefSeq and is a predicted model, not a curated record. Gene Ontology annotation, molecular function: extracellular ligand-gated monoatomic ion channel activity. Gene Ontology annotation, biological process: monoatomic ion transport. Gene Ontology annotation, cellular component: membrane. NCBI's taxonomy places the organism in Eukaryota, Metazoa, Arthropoda, Insecta, Hemiptera, Aphididae.